CAGCGCACCGAGUGGACAUUUUGGUCUUUGUCCGCGGGUCAGUCCGGCCCCUGGGUCCACGUGGCGUGAAAAUAGGAGAUGGAAAUUCAUUCUUCAAAUGUACCUGAAUUUACAUUAAGUUGUACAGGGUCGCCUCCUUGUGCAUUCCUGGAGACUGCACCUUCCUCAUCCUUCAGAAGGCCAGGAGGCCCCAGGGCUCGGCCUGAGUUCUAGGACAGAACUUUGGCUCCAGCAUUAACAUUCUAGUGCUGUGUCAUUUCCCCAAUAGCAGGUUAUAAGCUGGCCAAGCUGUAUGUGAUCCUCUGUUGAAGCAAGAAGACGAACUCUGGAUGGUGGAGAAAGAAGUGUAAAGGAAAUUUGUCCAGAAGCAGCCUGAGAAGAUGAUGAGCAGAUAGAGAGGCAACAAGACUUGGGAGGCAAGUUGCAUCCAGCUCCAGUAAAGUACAGACUGAGGAAAAAAGCAGUGAAUAUAAGAAAAUUGGAAAAAUACUUCCUCUGAUCUCAGACCUUAUAUCUUUUAAGGCAACACCUUUUUCAACUUAACCUAGAAAGAGUUUGAAACACAAUUUAGACUAAGUUGUGUAGGAAAGAAUCAUCAAUUAGUUUGGAAAUCCUGCCACAGCUUACUCCUUGUGGUAAUAACCCCCUUUAGGUGUAAAUCAGUGUGGAAAUGCCUUCAUUUAAAAAAUUUUGAACCCCAUAUGAUAUCAGAGCAUUCAUACUGGAGAGAAAACCUAUGAAUUUACUGAAUGUGGUAAAACUUUCACUCAUAUGUUGCACCUCAUAAAUGUAGAAAUCAGGCUGGAGAGAAACCCUGUGCUUCUAAGGAAUAUUAAAAAGUCUUUAGCUAGAUAACACAUCUCAUUGAGUAGAAGAAAAUUCAUACUGGAGAGAAACCAGUGAAUGUAACAAACUUCAUUUGAGUAUUAGAAAAUUUAGAGUUGAAGAGAAAGCUUUGAAGGUACUAAGUAUGAUAAAGUUUUCUCUUGAACCUUAUUUCUUACUCUGCAUUUGAAAGGUCAUACACACAGAAGCCCUACAAAUGUAAGAAAUGUGGAAAUACCUUCAGCUAAAAGUAAAUUCUCAUUCAUCAAAAAAUUCAUACUGGAGAGAAAUCUUGUGAAUGUGGGAAAGCUUCCAUUCAGAUGUCACACCUCAGUCAGCAGAGAAUUUGUAGUGGGGAAAACCCCUUUGCCUGUAAGGUAUGUGGGAAAGUCUUCAGCCACAAAUCAACUCUCACUGAGCAUGAGCAUUUUCAUAAUAGAGAGAAACCUUUUGAAUGUAAUGAAUGUGGAAAAGCAUUCAGCCAAAAGCAGUAUGUUAUUAAACAUCAAAAUACCCAUACUGGAGAGAAGCUUUUUGAAUGUAAUGAAUGUGGAAAAGCAUUCAGCCAAAAGCAGUAUGUUAUUAAACAUCAAAAUACCCAUACUGGAGAGAAGCUUUUUGAAUGUAAUGAAUGUGGAAAAGCAUUCAGCCAAAAGCAGUAUGUUAUUAAACAUCAAAAUACCCAUACUGGAGAGAAGCUUUUUGAAUGUAAUGAAUGUGGAAAAGCAUUCAGCCAAAAGCAGUAUGUUAUUAAACAUCAAAAUACCCAUACUGGAGAGAAGCUUUUUGAAUGUAAUGAAUGUGGAAAAGCAUUCAGCCAAAAGCAGUAUGUUAUUAAACAUCAAAAUACCCAUACUGGAGAGAAGCUUUUUGAAUGUAAUGAAUGUGGAAAAGCAUUCAGCCAAAAGCAGUAUGUUAUUAAACAUCAAAAUACCCAUACUGGAGAGAAGCUUUUUGAAUGUAAUGAAUGUGGAAAAGCAUUCAGCCAAAAGCAGUAUGUUAUUAAACAUCAAAAUACCCAUACUGGAGAGAAGCUUUUUGAAUGUAAUGAAUGUGGAAAAGCAUUCAGCCAAAAGCAGUAUGUUAUUAAACAUCAAAAUACCCAUACUGGAGAGAAGCUUUUUGAAUGUAAUGAAUGUGGAAAAGCAUUCAGCCAAAAGCAGUAUGUUAUUAAACAUCAAAAUACCCAUACUGGAGAGAAGCUUUUUGAAUGUAAUGAAUGUGGAAAAUCCUUCAGCCAGAAGGAAAACCUUCUUACCCAUCAGAAAAUUCACACUGGAGAGAAACCUUUUGAGUGUAAGGAUUGUGGGAAAGCUUUCAUUCAGAAGUCGAACCUCAUCAGACACCAGAGAACUCACAAAGGAGAGAAGCCCUUUGUAUGUAAGGAGUGUGGGAAAACUUUCAGUGGCAAAUCAAACUUAACUGAGCAUGAGAAAAUUCAUAUUGGAGAGAAACCCUUUAAGUGUAGUGAAUGUGGAACAGCUUUUGGUCAGAAGAAGUACCUCAUAAAACAUCAAAAUAUUCACACUGGAGAGAAACCCUAUGAAUGUAAUGAAUGUGGAAAAGCCUUCUCUCAGCGAACGUCACUUAUUGUACAUGUGAGAAUUCAUUCAGGUGAUAAGCCUUAUGAAUGCAAUGUAUGUGGAAAAGCCUUCUCUCAAAGUUCAUCUCUUACCGUGCAUGUGAGAAGCCAUACAGGUGAGAAACCCUAUGGUUGUAAUGAGUGUGGGAAAGCUUUCUCUCAAUUCUCAACCCUUGCUCUACAUUUGAGAAUACACACAGGUAAGAAGCCUUAUCAGUGUAGUGAAUGUGGGAAAGCUUUCAGCCAGAAAUCACACCAUAUUAGACACCAGAAAAUUCAUACUCAUUAAAAACCUGUGGAUAUCAUGAAAGGUGUUCAUCAGGAAUUUACAUCUCAUGACAUAUCAGAAAUAAUCAUUCUGAAGGAAAGCAUCACAAAUGAGAGAAACAAAAGCUAAAAA
Messenger RNA from Physeter macrocephalus (sperm whale), 2807 nucleotides. Its product is annotated as zinc finger protein 260. Lineage: Eukaryota; Metazoa; Chordata; Mammalia; Artiodactyla; Physeteridae. The transcript has a single exon. Gene Ontology annotation, molecular function: RNA polymerase II transcription regulatory region sequence-specific DNA binding; DNA-binding transcription factor activity, RNA polymerase II-specific. Gene Ontology annotation, biological process: regulation of transcription by RNA polymerase II. Gene Ontology annotation, cellular component: nucleus. The coding region runs from base 1146 to 2696 and encodes 516 amino acids. The record is from RefSeq and is a predicted model, not a curated record.